UGUUAUUUUCAUUGAGAUUGACGGUUGCAAUUUAAUGUUGACUAGCACACAGUCGAUAAUCUAUUGAGUCUACAUAAAAUACAUUUGCAUUCCAUUUGUUUUUCAGAGAUGGCGCCUGAUAUUUGAUAAGUACGACGAGAUCGGUUGCGGGGAGAUAACUGUCUGGGCUCUACGUCAGCUGCUCCAAGACCCGGACUUAUUGCGCAUGGCGGAUCGGCACGUGCUCACCGUGCUCGACAUGAAGUGCGCCACGAACAGAUAUACGUUCAUAACGUUCCAAGAGUUUGUUAACAUUAUGAGCAAUAGACGAACCACUAGCUUCCGGCUAGCCGUGGAAACGGAAGGUCCCAGACGCCUGGUUCCCGUCACGCGGGACAUCGUGCCCUACCAGACGCUUGAUCAGCCGGAAACCAACCCGCUGUUCCGAGCCAUGGUCCGCAGGGUGGCGAGGGAGUUCCUGACGGACGACCUUGACCGCCAGUACUACGCCGACCACUACACGUGCUGCCCCCCGCCUCUAUUCGUGCCUUUGAUAACAUUCGUGGAGGUUGGGUGUUUCCUGUACAACAACGCUGUGAGCAGUGGAGGUGUGACCGUGAACGGCCCUUUCCCCACCCACAGCAUGCUCAUUUACCGGCCCGACCGGCGCAUCGAAGUCUGGAGAUUCGUACUCUACAUGUUCGUACACGCUGGUUGGGUGCAUCUGUUCUUCAACAUGCUCAUUCAGGUCGUCGUCGGUAUUCCCUUGGAGAUGGUGCACGGGCCAUGUCGGAUCGCCGUCAUAUACACCGCCGGUGUUCUAGCUGGUUCUCUGGGUACCUCUGUGUUCGAUCCCGGGGCUGUGUUAGUGGGUGCCUCGGGCGGGGUUUAUGCUCUACUGGCGGGUCACCUAGCCAACAUAAUGCUGAACUAUACCAAUAUGGAACUCGGUUUUCUUAAAUUUGCAGCAAUAUUAUUUAUCGCAAGUGCCGACGUUGGUUUUGCCGUUUGGGACCGCUACACGGAACGUCCAUCUAAGAUGUACGUCGGCUAUACGGCACACCUCAUGGGUGCCGUCGCCGGUCUGUCUGUCGGGGUCGUUGUGCUGAAGAACUUUGAACAGAAGCUGCACGAGUACUACAUGUGGUGGGUGGCCCUAGCUGUAUAUACGGGAUGUGUGGCGUUUUCCAUACUGUGGAACAUCUACUACUGACGUGUGUUUGUCAUACUGUGCAAUAUCAACUACUGAAGUGUUUGUCAUACUGGGCAAUAUCAACUACUGACGUGCGUUUGUCAUACUGGGCAAUAUCAACUACUGACGCGUGGUUGCAUACUGUGCAAUAUCAACUACUGACGUGUGUUUGUCCUACUGUGCAAUAUCAACAACUGACGUGUGUUUGUGAUACUGCGCAAUAUCAACUACUGACGUGUGUUUGUCAUACUGGGCAAUAUCAACUACUGACGUGUGUUUGUCCUACUGUGCAAUAUCAACUACUGACGUGUGUUUGCCAUACUGUGCACUAUCAACUACUGCCGUGUGCUGUGACGAAUAUACUACAGUGUUUAAUCUAUAAACACGUAGCCUAAGAAAACCUCCAUUUGCAAUACGUUUGGACAUCUUUUACAACUGACCUGUGACGCUGCGAAGAUGGUGUGGGUAUAUUGGCUGACUGUUAUUGGUUGGCGCGUCUGUAUAACAAUUUCAUGUCCGCUCCUUACUAUCAACAGUUUGUUUGCUAUUGUUUAUUAUCAUGUAAAGGCUAGAUAACCAGCCAAAUGUGUUGUUUAGCGAUGACCCAUGCAUUCUUUACAACUGGGACAUUUUAAUGUUUGCUGUCUAUGAGUUUGUAGAACAGCGAAGGUAAGGCAGACUGAACAACAAAUGGUCCUUUGAAAGUCAAAAUGAACAAGUUGUUACAACCAGGCUGUUGGGCUUAACGCAUGUGCGUUUAGUAUCGUCCCUGAUUAGCCUGUGCAGUCCAAAUAUGAUAAUCAGGGACGACACUUUUCUCUAUUAUGGUAUUAUUUGUUUACAUGAAGUUUCUUGCUAGCAAAAGUCCAGUUUAUGCGGAAAGUGUGGUCCUUGAUUAGCCUGUGCGUAUCGCACAGUCUGUUCUGGGACAACACUUAACGCUCUUGGAUUAAGUCCGUUUUGCAGAAUAGGGCUCUACAUGUAUGAAGCCUUCUGUUGCAAGGCACCAUAUUGAUAAGUUGAUAUAUUUAUCAUUCGAAUGCCUCAUAACUUCACUUAUAGAAUCGAUCAUUUAUGCGCAAAGCACACUUUUGCUUGCCAAAUAUUUAAGAAUAAUUCAGGGAUGUGCAUUUUCCUGUCUGUAGUAGCUAUAUAAUAAAGUACGAUGUCAUACGUCUGAGUUUUAAUUGUAUUGUAGAUUAAUAAUAAUUUCAUAUGAACA
Dreissena polymorpha is the source of this 2393-nucleotide messenger RNA. Its product is annotated as rhomboid-related protein 3-like. Gene Ontology annotation, molecular function: serine-type endopeptidase activity. Gene Ontology annotation, cellular component: membrane. The record is from RefSeq and is a predicted model, not a curated record. NCBI's taxonomy places the organism in Eukaryota, Metazoa, Mollusca, Bivalvia, Myida, Dreissenidae. The transcript is spliced from 8 exons. Bases 206 to 1192 code for a protein of 328 amino acids.